AGCCAGAGCGACACAGAUUCGGCUUGAGGAAAGUAGACUGGGACAGGCGUGGUGGCUUUUACCGAAGCGAAGGCGACAAGACUGACUGUCCGCAAACUGAAUCUCGCAACUGGCAACACAUUUAUCUGCAUCUAUCUCCUUCGCAAAGACGUGGUUUAAAGGUCCGUCAUGUCUGCCAAGGCCAUCUCUGAGCAGACGGGGAAGGAGUUCCUGUACAAACACAUCUGCACCUCCGCAGCCGUCCAGAACCGCUUCCGAUACGCCCGCGUCUCCACGGAUACCGACUGGGACCGCCUCGUGCAGGACCACCCCUGGCUGCUGAGCGAGCGAUUGGUUGUGAAGCCGGACCAGCUGAUCAAGCGUCGAGGGAAACUGGGCCUGGUGGGCGUCGGCUUGGACCUGCAGGGUGUCCGUGAUUGGCUGAAACCACGACUGAUGAGGGAGACCACAAUUGGAAAGGCGAAGGGAAUCCUGAAGAACUUCCUCAUUGAACCCUUCGUGCCUCAUAAGCAGGAUGAGGAGUUCUACGUGUGUAUCUACGCGGCGCGGGAGGGGGACUGGGUGUUGUUCCACCAUGAGGGGGGGGUCGAUGUGGGGGACGUCGACUCCAAAGCUCAGAAGCUGCUGGUUGCCGUGGACGACAAGCUCACAGAGGAAAUGGUCAUCCAACAGCUGCUGUCCCACGCCCCUCAGAGUAGAAAAGAGGUUCUGGCCAACUUCAUUGUGGGACUCUUCAACUUGUAUGAGGAUCUCUUCUUCACCUACCUGGAGAUCAACCCCCUGGUGGUGACGCAGGACGGUGUGUAUGUUCUGGACAUGGCUGCUAAGAUCGACGUCACUGCCGACUUCAUCUGCAAGGCCAAGUGGGGCGACGUGGACUUCCCUCCUCCCUUUGGACGAGAGGCGUACCCAGAGGAGGCCUACAUUGCUGAUCUGGAUGCCAAGAGCGGUGCCAGUCUGAAGCUCACCAUCCUCAACCCCAGAGGACGCAUCUGGACCAUGGUGGCAGGAGGAGGAGCCUCCGUAGUCUACAGUGACACCAUCUGUGACCUGGGUGGCGUGGACGAGCUGGCCAACUACGGGGAGUACUCCGGAGCCCCCAGCGAACAGCAGACCUACGACUACGCCAAGACCAUCCUCUCCCUCAUGACCCGGGAGAAGCACAAGGAAGGUAAAGUGCUGAUCAUCGGAGGCAGCAUCGCCAACUUCACUAACGUGGCCGCCACCUUCAAAGGCAUCGUCAGGGCGAUAAGGGACUACCAGGAGCCGCUGAAGGAGCACGAGGUGUCCAUCUUCGUGCGGCGAGGAGGCCCCAACUACCAGGAGGGCCUGCGUGUCAUGGGAGAAGUUGGCAAGACGACGGGCAUCCCUAUCCACGUGUUUGGGACGGAGACGCACAUGACGGCCAUCGUUGGCAUGGCGCUGGGCCACCGACCAAUCCCCAAUCAGCCUCCUGCCGACGCCCACACCGCCAACUUCCUGCUCAACUCCAGCAGCGGCACAGCGACACCAGCCUCCAGCAGGACCGCCUCCUUCUCUGAGCCCAAGGCCGCUGCAGACGUCACUCCUGCAAAGAAGCUAAAACCAGGUGUCCCACCAGUGAAGGCCACCACUCUGUUCAGUAGCCAGUCCAAGGCGCUGGUAUGGGGCAUGCAGACGCGUGCGGUGCAGGGCAUGAUGGACUUCGACUACGUGUGUUCACGCGACGCCCCCUCUGUUGCUGCCAUGGUCUACCCCUUCACCGGGGACCAUAAGCAGAAGUUCUACUGGGGCCACAAGGAGAUCCUGCUGCCGGUGUACAAGAACAUGGCGGACGCCGUGCGGAAGCACCCGGAAGUGUGUGUGCUCAUCAGCUUCGCCUCGCUGCGCUCUGCCUACGACAGCGCCAUGGAAACCAUGCAGUACGCGCAGAUCCACACCAUCGCCAUCAUAGCGGAGGGCAUUCCGGAGGCCCUGACGCGUCGGCUUAUCAAGAAGGCUGAUGAGAAGGGUGUGACCAUCAUCGGCCCGGCAACGGUGGGCGGUAUCAAGCCCGGCUGCUUCAAGAUAGGCAACACGGGCGGGAUGCUGGACAACAUCUUGGCCUCCAAGCUCUACCGUCCGGGCAGCGUGGCGUACGUGUCCCGCUCCGGCGGAAUGUCCAACGAGCUCAACAACAUCAUCUCCCGCACCACCGACGGAGUCUACGAGGGCGUGGCUAUUGGAGGAGAUAGGUACCCAGGCUCCACCUUUAUGGAUCACGUGCUGAGAUAUGAGGACACUCCUGACGUCAAGAUGAUCGUGGUGUUGGGAGAGAUCGGGGGCACGGAGGAGUACAGGAUUGGGCAGGGUGUGGCGGAGGGCCGCAUCACUAAGCCGGUGGUGUGCUGGUGCAUCGGGACAUGUGCCACCAUGUUCUCCUCUGAGGUUCAGUUUGGCCAUGCGGGCGCGUGUGCUAACCAGGCGUCGGAGACCGCGGUGGCGAAGAAUCAAGCGCUACGAGAGGGAGGAGUCUUCGUCCCCAAGAGCUUCGACGAGCUCGGUGAUGUCAUACGGUCUGUGUAUGAUGACCUGGUGACAUCAGGAGUUAUUGUUCCAGCAAAGGAAGUCCCGCCCCCAACUGUUCCAAUGGAUUACUCAUGGGCCAGAGAGCUGGGUCUGAUCCGUAAGCCGGCGUCGUUCAUGACGAGCAUCUGCGACGAGCGCGGCCAGGAACUAAUCUACGCCGGAAUGCCCAUCACCGAGGUGUUCAAGGAGGAGAUGGGGCUGGGGGGGGUCCUGGGCCUGCUGUGGUUCCAGAGACGGCUGCCCCGCUACGCGUGCCAGUUCAUCGAGAUGUGUCUGAUGGUGACGGCGGACCACGGCCCCGCGGUGUCCGGCGCUCACAACACCAUCGUGUGCGCCCGCGCCGGCAAGGACCUCGUGUCAAGCCUCACCUCUGGCCUGCUGACCAUCGGCGAUCGUUUCGGCGGCGCGCUGGAUGCGGCGGCUAAGCAGUUCAGCGGGGCGUUUGAUAGCGGGCUGCUGCCCAUGGAGUUCGUCAACAAGAUGAAGAAGGACGGACGACUCAUCAUGGGCAUCGGACACCGCGUCAAAUCGAUUAAUAAUCCAGACAUGCGGGUCCAGAUCCUGAAGGACUUUGUGAAGCAGAACUUUCCUGCCACACAGCUGCUGGACUAUGCCCUGGAAGUGGAGAAGAUCACAACCUCCAAGAAACCCAACCUGAUUCUGAACGUGGACGGCUUCAUCGGUGUGGCAUUCGUGGACCUGCUGCGGACCUGUGGGGGAUUCACUAGAGAUGAGGCUGAUGAGUUUGUUGAGAUCGGGGCCCUCAACGGAAUCUUUGUCCUUGGCCGAAGCAUGGGCUUCAUUGGCCAUUAUCUGGAUCAGAAGCGUUUGAAGCAGGGUCUCUAUCGUCAUCCCUGGGACGACAUCUCCUAUGUGCUUCCUGAACAUAUGACCAUGUAACCAUGGAAACCAGUCACCUCUUAGGGACCCUCCCCUUCAGCCUGCUCCAGCUUUGUGUGUGUGUGCGUGUGUGUGUGCGUGCGUGCGUGUGUGUGUGUAUGUGUGUGUGUGUCUGUAAAUUAUUCUACAGAGUGAAGCCCUAAUGUGAAGGCUGACUGUUUGAGCCAAUCAGAUAAGGCCCUGGGGCCGUGGGCGGGGCUAGGCGGUAUGGCCACAUGACACUUUUAGUUUGACGGAAGCUCAUGGUGUGUGGGGGGGGGAGGGGGGGGCUUGUACACAAACACACACACACACUCACACAGCUAAAUACACCACCUUAUAGUACUCACUGACACAAGUAUCAUGUGCAUCAAAUCUGUGUGUGUGUGUGUGUGUGUGUGUGUGUGUGUGGGAGAGUGUGUGUGUGUGUGAGAGCGUUCAGAUGCAGGCUUCUCUGUAGUGAGCUGCUCCCCAUAGAGCUGAAGAGGGUUCAGCAUAGACAGCAGCAGUAACUGUAGCGUAGACACACACACACACACACACACACACACACACAGCUGCUUCCCAUAGAGCUGAAGAGGGUCAGCAUAGACAGCAGCAGUAACUGUAGCGUAGACGCCACGCUUUACGUGUGUGUGUGUGUGUGUGUGUGUGUGUGUGUGUAACUGUAGCGUAGCCGCCGCGCUUUACGUGUCCUAACUAGCUAACUGUGAACGCCUCUAACGCGGACACAAACACACCGACCCAUCUGUCUUAACGACGAGCGCAGGGGACCAUGGCAACGUGGUAGUGUAGUUACCUUAGCAACAGUUGGCAUGGCACAGCAUGCGUGUCUCUGUGCUUGUACAUGUGUGUGCUGCUUAUACGUGUGUGUGUGUGUGUGUGUGUGUGUGUGUGUGUGUGUGUGUGUGUGUGUGUGUCGCUUGCUGCUCUGACUAACUGUUCAUGAUAUUUUUGGUGAAAAGGUACCGUUUAGUUUCUGAAAAGAGGUUGUGGCCGCUCUUGCCGGGCCGGUUUUAUUUUUUUAAUGUUCGACUAAAAAACUAUUUAAAUGGGAAAUAAAUGUGCUUCUGUUGUCCUUUUGAUUUUUAAUAUACUGUUUGACAAAACUGUAAAAUUGUAGAUGAAUAAAGCAGUCUUGUUUGAAAGCC
Messenger RNA from Sardina pilchardus (European sardine), 4577 nucleotides. Its product is annotated as ATP-citrate synthase. The record is from RefSeq and is a predicted model, not a curated record. Gene Ontology annotation, cellular component: cytosol. Gene Ontology annotation, molecular function: ATP citrate synthase activity. Gene Ontology annotation, biological process: acetyl-CoA biosynthetic process; citrate metabolic process; fatty acid biosynthetic process. The coding region runs from base 169 to 3447 and encodes 1092 amino acids. The transcript is spliced from 28 exons. NCBI's taxonomy places the organism in Eukaryota, Metazoa, Chordata, Actinopteri, Clupeiformes, Clupeidae.